AUGUCUAGCGUGUCCAUUUCUCUUCAAGCGCCACCACUUCCCAUCCCAAACGAUCUACAGUACCUGAUUUCGCGCAUCAAUGAGCAGAAAGGAGGGUUUCGCAACGUGACCGAAGAGAGCCUGGAAGAAGAGAUCAAGAACGGAGCUGAAGAAGCUGUCGAAGAAGAAAGCGAAGAUGACGAGCCUACAGAUGACGAAGAAGAUCCGCAGUCGAAGAAAGAAAAGGUGCAAAAAGCCAAGGAAGAGAUGCUGAAGCAAGUCAAUCAAGCUCAUCAAGAGACUGCAAUGGCCCUCGAUUUCAUCUCUCUCCUCCUGUCGCAACGUACGCCAGGUCCGGCAGGCCUCACCUUGUCGCCUUAUCUGAAGCAGAACCUACCACUUGGGUCACUAGGCGCAGAAAAGGUUCAAGCUCAAGACAUGAUAGAUGCCGAAAAAGAGCAAGGUGAUAUGCUGGCUUUGGGGGUGAGGAUGGAGUCAUUGAACGAUUCCGCAAACUCGAUCCUCAAGUCUGCGACUCGGCUUGAGCGGGAAGUCGAGAAAGAGACAAAGUACUGGGAAGAGGUUCUUAAAGCCAAGGAGAAUGGAUGGUCGCUUCUCAGACUUCCUCGUGAAAAGCACACCCUCGGUGUUCGGUACGGCUUUGCUGAGGCAGCGCCAGCAUUUCGAGAUCGAGGCCUAGCUGCUCUCCGGCAAAAUGGCGAUGGGUCUAUCAGUCUGGACAGAGGUCCUAAUGCAAAGAAUGACAGACUGUGCUUACGCUGUCUGCAAAAUGGUAAAGUUAUAUCCACACUUAUCGACUACGAGAACCCUCACGCAGAAGGGUCGCUCGAAAGAGAUAUCCUGGAUGCUAGAAACAGCAUCUACGACGAAGAGGUCUUCUUCGAACUGAAUCGAGAAGCACAACACCUCGCCAGCUAUGGCGUUCAGUGCAUCGAAGACAAGAUCCUCCUUCCCUUCAAAAACCACCAACAAAUCGAGAUCGCCCUCGAACCAGUCUACGGACAUGAAGCAAGUCAGCAAACACAAGACGAUCUCACAUUAAAGCAAAUAAUGCUCCUUCUCCGGCUUCUCCUCUCCCAAGCCCAUAAGCAGAAUUUACACACUCGCUCACAGACCCCUCCUCCACUCCGAGACCGCAACCCGCCUCGAACUAUCCACCCUAUCCUCAAACCUCUAGUCGAGAUCCUCGAGCACCAAUCUCAGAUCGCUAAAUUGCACGACUUUCUCACAAAGUUAUCAACCUCCCUCUCCAAAGCCAGCCUACCAUUCACUUUCUCGACCACACACAAGCCCACACCUCCCUCACCUACACCACCACAACCAACCACCGCCGCACAGAUCUCCACCCUCCUGUCCUCACUUACAACCACAUCCCUCGCAAUCACCCUCCCCGGCCCUUCCAGCCCCCUCAUCGUACAAGCAAGCACAGCAGUAGGCGGACUUAACCCCGGCACGUCCUUCACAAUUUCUCCCGACCCCGACUCCGCCACCACCACCACCACGACGAAUAUCUCCAGGCCCACCUCCGCCUCUCCCCGGACCCCCGCCCCAGCAAUAACACCAGCAUUAAUCCACCCCUCCCUCCCCGCCCUUGUCCUAGCCCUGACCUCACACCUUCAAGAUGCGAUCAAGGAAUACAUCAAAAUCACCAUCCCAUCAUGGAAAGACGCAGAAAUCGGGAUCGAGGUCAUGGAACGGCGUCCCACCCCCUCGAAGAAUAGAGGCGGCGAUGGCAUUGCGAUAGAGAUAAAGGAGGAAGGUUUAGAGUUGAGAUGGUGGAAAGUCAAGACGGCGUUGGAGCUGGAUCCCUUGAUAGCCGUGGGCGAGGGGAGGAGUGGGGGCGGGGGAGAAAAGCGGUUUACAUGGCGGGCAGCCAGGGAAGGAGAGGAAGGAGAGGAAGGAGGGGAGACGAGAUCGUUGAGGGAGGUUGUGGAGGGUCUUGGGUUAUAA
Molecule: messenger RNA, 1950 nt
Organism: Bacidia gigantensis
Lineage: Eukaryota; Fungi; Ascomycota; Lecanoromycetes; Lecanorales; Ramalinaceae
Exons: 2
Coding region: 1-1950 (649 amino acids)
Biological process (GO): regulation of transcription by RNA polymerase II
Cellular component (GO): core mediator complex; mediator complex
Molecular function (GO): transcription coregulator activity
Source: RefSeq, a predicted model, not a curated record